Olea europaea var. sylvestris is the source of this 2082-nucleotide messenger RNA. RefSeq lists its product as uncharacterized. Gene Ontology annotation, molecular function: nucleic acid binding; zinc ion binding. The transcript has 5 exons. The coding region runs from base 1 to 2082 and encodes 693 amino acids. The record is from RefSeq and is a predicted model, not a curated record. NCBI's taxonomy places the organism in Eukaryota, Viridiplantae, Streptophyta, Magnoliopsida, Lamiales, Oleaceae.
AUGCGGAAACAGUUUGUUCCUAAUCACUAUUACCGGGAGCUUCAUCAAUGGUUACAAAAUCUUUAUCAAGGCACUAGAAGCGUAGAGGAUUACUAUAAGGAGAUGAAGAUGCUUAUGAUUAGGGUGAACGUGGAAGAGGAUAGGGAAGCCAUUAAGGCUCGGUUUUUGAAGGAGUUGAAUAGGGACAUUGCCAAUGUAGUGGAAUUGCAAUAUUAUGUAGAGAUUGAAGACAUGCUACAUGUGGCCAUGAAGGUGGAAAAGCAAUUGAAGCGAAAGGGGACAGCAAGGUAUCAAGGUGGAUCUUCGGUUUCUAAUCCUUGGAAGUCGAGGUGGGAAAAUAAUAAAGGAGAUGGAGCCAAUGCAAGAGAAAGACCGGAGGUACCGAGAGAAAAGGAGGAAGGAGCUAGCAAGACUACACCAAAGGUAGAAUCCCAGCCAUCAAGGAAUCGGGACGUCAAGUGUUUUCGUUGCUUGGGAGUUGGACAUAUUGCUUCACAAUGUCCAAAUAAAAGAACCAUGAUUUUGCGAGACAGCGGGGAAGUGGAGAUCGAAAGUGAAGGUGAUUAUGAAGACAUGCUGGAGUUGGAGGACAUUGACGAGGAAAACACCACGGAGUAUGCAGUUGGAGAGUUGUUGGUCACGAGGCGAGCACUUAGCGCUCAAAUCAAGGCGGAUGACUUGGAGCAUCAGCGAGAAAAUAUAUUCCACACAUGGUGUCACGUCAACGAGAAGGCAUGCAGUGUAAUAAUUGAUGGUGGAAGUUGUGCAAACGUAGCUAGCACUAAUGUAGUGGAAAAAUUGGGAUUAACACUAUUAAAACAUCCUAGACCCUAUAGGUUGCAAUUAAAUGAAUGUGGGGAGGUUAAGGUGACAAAAAGGGUGUUGAUUAAUUUUUCCAUUGGGAAGUGUCAUGAUGAGGUGUUAUCUUAUCGAAGUAAUCCGGAGGAGACAAAGGAUCUUCAAAGCCAAGUGGAGGAGUUGAUGAGCAAGGGCUAUGUAAGGGAGAGCAUGAGUCCAUGUGCCGUACCCGUAUUCAAGGGCCUAGAAGAGCAUUUAGAACAUCUUAAAUGUGUACUUGUGGUUUUAAGAAAUGAACGACUUUAUGCUAAUUUCAAGAAGUGCACAUUUUGCAUGGAUAGAAUCAUAUUUCUAGGAUUUGUGGUGAGUGCUAAUGGGGUUGAAGUUGAUGAGGAAAAGAGCAUUGGGUUUCAAUGGGUUGUAGAACAAGAACAUGCAUUUAACACCAUCAAAGAAUGUUUAUGUAAAGCACCUAUUUUAGCACUUUCUAAUUGUGACAAAACUUUUGAGAUUGAGUGUGAUGCAUCAGAAAUAGGUAUUGGAGCAGCUUUGAUGCAGGAAAAGAGGCCGAUAGCAUACUUUAGCGAGAAACUAAGUAGGACGGCUCUUAACUAUCCUACUUAUGACAAGGAGCUUUAUUCUCUAUUUCGAGCCUUGGAGACAUGGCAACACUACCUAUGGCCAAAGGAGUUUGUUAUUCACACGGACCAAGAAUCAUUGAAACAUUUGCGGGUCAAGGGGGCUAUUGACAAGUUCUUUAAGCAUGAGGGGUAUUUGUUUCAAGAAAAUAAAUUAUGUGUUCCUAAUUGCUCAAUACGUGAAUUGUUGGUUAGGGAGGCACGUAGUGGGGGUUUAAUGGGUCACUUUGGGGUAGCAAAGACUUUAGACAUGUUAAAUGAAUACUUUUAUUGGCUUAAAAUGAAGAUUGACGUAGAACGAAUUUGUAGUCGUUGCAUAACUUGUAAAAAGGCUAAAUCAAAGGUUUUACCCCAUGGACUUUAUACACCUUUACCGGUACCUAGCGAACCUUGGGUUGACAUUUCAAUGGAUUUUGUAUUAGGUUUGCCUAGAACUAAAAACGGGCGUGAUUCAAUUUUUGUUGUAGUGGAUAGUUUUAGUAAAAUGGCACACUUUAUACUAUAUCACAAAAUUGAUGAUGCCACUAACAUUGCAGACUUGUUUUUCAAAGAAGUAGUGUGUUUGCAUGGUGUUCCCAAAAGUAUUGUGUCCAAUAGGGAUGUUAAGUUUCUUCGUCACUUUUGGCGGGUCUUGUGGAAUAAGUGA